Messenger RNA from Hibiscus syriacus, 2349 nucleotides. RefSeq lists its product as uncharacterized. The record is from RefSeq and is a predicted model, not a curated record. The coding region runs from base 622 to 2349 and encodes 575 amino acids. Gene Ontology annotation, molecular function: transcription corepressor activity. Gene Ontology annotation, cellular component: nucleus. The transcript has 4 exons. NCBI's taxonomy places the organism in Eukaryota, Viridiplantae, Streptophyta, Magnoliopsida, Malvales, Malvaceae.
ACCUUGCUGAAGAAAGCAUCUCCCGGGCUGUUUCUUCCCCCAGAUUCUCCCGAUAUAACUGAUAUAUUCGGCGAUCCACGAUUAAGUCCGAGAGUUGGCAAUGAAUACCAGGUGGAAAUUCCUCCCAUAAUAACAGGAUCUGAUCAUCUUCGGCUUUUGAUGGACCCUCUUGACUCUGAAGGCAUUCCUUAUCUUGCCCAUUCCUUUCUGUUAGGCUGACCUGUGCCUGUCACUUGGACCCAUGAACAAGAUACUGAUUUCGAGGAUGAAGGCAAGGGAGGUCUUAGUAAGCUCAAUGAUGGAAGUAAGUUGGACAAGUCUGACAAAUCUAGAAAGAACAGAAAGGGCCAGAUUUGUAAGAGGAAGAAAAGUUCUGAACUAAGUGCUGAACAGCCGGAUGCUAGGUUGGUCGAUGAAAAGAGUCGAAUGCUGAGAACCUUGAAUGUGGAAUCGCAAGUAAAACUAACUUAUUUCGACCAUGUGAAGGUAAAAGGUCUCAUCUAAUUCCAGGUUCAUCAGACCAUUCCUGGAGUGAUACAGAAGUGGACGGAUUUCUUCUUUGUUUAUAUAUAUUUUGGAAAGGAUUUCCAGCUGAUAAAACGAUUCAUUGAAAGCAAGGAAAUGGGGGAUAUAUUGUCAUUUUACUAUGGUGCAUUUUAUAGGUCUGACAGAUACUGCAGAUGGUCAGAUGGCCAGAAGAAACGAACUCGAAAAAAUGUAUAUGGACGAAAAAUCUUUACGGGAUGGAGGCAGCAGGAACUGUUAUCUCGGUUGCUCACCCAUGUCCCUGAAGAAAUACAAAAUGAUCUGCAGGAGGUCUCUAAAUCAUUUGUGGAAGGGAGAACUUCACUUGAAGAUUAUGUCUUUCAUUUAAAGACUAGUGUCGGCAUAUGUGCUCUUGUAGAAGCUGUAGGUCUUAACAAGGGGAAGGAAGAUCUUGCUGGCCUGGCCAUGGAGCAUCUGAGGACCACUCAAGUGUCCCCCGAAAUACCAUCUGGGAAGGCUUGUGCAUUUCUUACAUCUGGUGAUGUUAUCAGGUUCUUAACUGGAGGUUUUCGACUGAGCAAAGCUCAAUGCGAUGAUAUUUUCUGGGAAGCAGUUUGGCCACGCCUGCUUGCAAGAGGGUGGCACUCCGAGCAACCUAAGAAUCAGUGCUCUAGUGAUGUUUUGAGCAAAAUUGCAUCUGAGCCAACACUUAUCGAGCUUGAUGCUGAAGGAAACGGUAUAGGGAGCUGCAAUGAAGAAAAUGGGUGCAUUCCGGGAGAGUCAUCGGAUGAGGGCGAUCCUCCUAAUCAUAAGCCUUGUUAUCUCAAGCCCCGUGUCUCCAUUUUUAGUUCAAAUCACAUGAAGUUCACAAUUAUUGAUUCCAGUUUAAUGCAUGGAGGAAAAGCAUCUAAGAUGAGAGAACUGAGAUAUUCACCAGUUGAUUUGAUGUUUAUAUCAAAACCAAUGCGGAAGAAUGCUCAAGAUUCACGGAAGGUAAUGCUAAUCGAAUGCUAUAGCAGUUUGCUCCAUGGAGGAAAAUCAUCCCGGGUGAGAGAACUCAGAUGUUUACCAGUUGAGUUUGAAAUUUCUUCCAAAGUUGGCAACUCUUCAGGAGGAGAUGAAGACAAUUCAAGUGGCAAUUCUUCCGAUGAGCAGGAGCAAAAGUUUACUGAUAUACUAUCAAGUCAUGGUUCAAUUGCCACGUAUAUGAAGCCUAGUAGCAAGCUAGUUACUGCUAUUAAUCUGUUGAAAUGCGAUAAGAAAAACAGUGAGGGUAAAUAUGAUAAUGACAGUUCGAAUAAAAAACUAAAGAUCUCAUGUAUUGCAGACCAUGAUUUGUUGAUUCACCAGGAUGAGAAGACCAAUAAAUCGGACGAUACCAGGUCAAAGCGGAAAAUAAAGCACCAGUUCAGUAGAAGAGCUAAAUCUAGUCAUGCUGUUAGUUUAGUUCCCCCGGAAAAACGAAAGAAAUUAGCUGUAUUUUCUAAUACAGAAGCUAAUGAGAAAUCUUCUGCUUUGUCAAUUGGCUUAGCUUCUCGAGUGAAACAACAAAACUUAACCGCUUGUUCGAAGACAGAUAGAAGUCACCUUACUUGGAAUAUCUCUGGUAAUCCAAUUCAUUUAGUUUCUCCUGUAAAGAGACAGCGAUUAAAUGCUUGUGCUAAGACAGAGCAACGUUGCCUCACUGAAAAGUUUUCCUCCGCCACUAGUGAACAAAUGGGGCUAUGCAGCGAUGGUGUUCUCGGUACGAGUCAUUUCCAUGACAAAGUAUCAUCUGUUAGUUCUUCCGCCGAAGGCAAUCCAGAAUCCAUGGAGACUCCUCAAGGGAGUAAUAAGAAGCUUCCACCCCCUUUUAUCGAUUAG